AGGAGCCUGCCCUCUGCUCCAGCGCUAAUCCUGGAGGUGCUGGCGUAGCCGCGGACGGAAGAAAGCGGGCGGCAGGGCGAACCAGCCCCAGCCUUUGGCUAGGCGAGCUCAGGUCUAGGGCGAGUCGGGCAGCGGCGGAGCCCCGCUGCGCGGCGCGGCCGUUCGCCCAGUGCGCACGCGCGGCCGUCUGCGCUCCUCCCCGGAGGCACCGCCCACUACCUGGGGACGUCGACGGCGCGCGGCGCUCUGGGCCAGAUAAAUGCGGCGCUGCCGGCCGUAGGGGCGCUUCGACCUGGAUCACCUGGGCGUUCUGACGAUUGGUGGCGUUGUGGCCCGCGCCUGAGCCCGCCCUGCUUUUCGCUGUGCCAUGGCGGACGGGGGGAAGUCAUACAACGAGCAUGAUGAUCGAGUUAAUUUCCCUCAAAGAAGAAAGAAAGGUCGGGGUCCUUUCCGGUGGAAGUGUGGUGAGGGGAACCGUAGGUCUGCAAGAGGAGGUGCUAGCAUUCGAUCUUCCCACCUUGAAGAAGAUGACAGAGAUGUGGCGAUGAGUGAUGCCCAGGAUGUUCCCCGAGUAAGAUACAACCCCUAUGCUGCACGAACUAACCGUCGGGGCGAUAAUUGGCAGGAUCGAGACCGCAUUCAUGUUACUGUGCGAAGAGACAGAGCUCCUCCACCGAGAGGAGGGGCUGGCACCAGCCAGGACGGGACCUCAAAAAAGUGGUUUAAGAUUACAAUUCCUUAUGGCAGAAAAUAUGACAAGUCAUGGCUCCUGAAUAUGAUUCAGAGCAAGUGCAGUGUCCCUUUCACCCCCAUUGAGUUUCACUAUGAAAACACACGGGCCCAGUUUUUUGUGGAGGAUGCCAGUACUGCCUCUGCAUUGAAGGCCGUGAACUAUAAGAUUUUGGAUCAGGAGAACCGAAGGAUAUCCAUCAUCAUCAACCCCUCCACGCCACCCCGCACUGUACUGAACGAACUGAAGCCGGAGCAAAUAGAGCAGCUAAAGUUGGUCAUGAGCAAACGAUACGAUGGCUCCCAACAACUACUUGACCUCAAGGGCCUCCGUUUAGACACAGAUUUGGUGGCCCAGAACAUUGAUGUUAUCCUGAACCGGAGAAACUGCAUGGCGGCCACCCUGCGCAUCAUUGAGGAGAACAUUCCUGAGCUGUUGUCCUUGAACUUGAGCAGUAACAAGCUAUACCGACUGGAUGACAUGUCCAGCAUUGUGCAGAAGGCACCCAACCUAAAGAUCCUAAACCUCUCAGGAAAUGUGUUGAAGUCUGAACGGGAAUUGGACAAGGUGAAAGGGCUGAAGCUAGAAGAGCUGUGGCUUGAGGGAAACCCCCUGUGCGACACCUUCCGAGACCAGUCCACCUACAUCAGCGCCAUUCGCGAACGAUUUCCAAAAUUAUUACGCCUGGACGGCCAUGAGUUACCCCCACCAAUUGCCUUUGAUAUUGACGCCCCCACGAUGUUACCACCCUGCAAGGGAAGCUAUUUUGGAACAGAGGCCCUAAAGAAUAUGGUCCUGCACUUCUUGCAACAGUACUAUGCAAUUUAUGAUUCUGGAAACCGGCAGCGACUCCUGGAUGCCUACCAUGAUGGGGCCUGCUGCUCCCUGAGCAUCCCUUUCAACCCCCAGAACCCUGCUCGAAGCAGCUUGGGCGAGUACUUCAAGGAUAGCAGGAAUGUGAAGAAGCUUAAAGACCCUACCCUGCGGUUUCGGCUGCUGAAGCACACACGGCUCAACGUUGUCGCCUUCCUCAAUGAGCUGCCCAAAACUCAGCAUGACAUCAAUUCCUUUGUGGUAGACAUAAGCGCCCAAACAAACACGUUGCUGUGUUUUUCUGUCAAUGGGGUCUUCAAGGAAGUGGAUGGAAAGUCUCGGGAUUCUUUACGAGCAUUCACACGGACCUUCGUCGCUGUUCCGGCCAGCACCUCAGGGUUAUGUAUCGUGAACGAUGAGCUGUUUGUGCGUAAUGCCAGCCCUGACGAGAUCCAAAGAGCUUUCGCCAUGCCUGCACCGACACCUUCCUCCAGCCCUGUGCCCACCCUCUCCCCAGAGCAGCAGGAAAUGCUGCAGGCAUUCUCUGCCCGGUCUGGCAUGAACCUUGAGUGGUCCCAGAGGUGCCUUCAGGACAACAACUGGGACUACACCAGAUCUGCCCAGGCCUUUACUCAUCUCAAGGCCAAGGGCGAAAUCCCAGAAGUGGCGUUCAUGAAGUGAUCUCAAGUCAUGCCCCAGAAGAAGCCCCUGUAAAUAGUCCUUGGAUAUAGAUGUCUCCUUGUCAUGGUUGUUGUCUCCUCCUCCUCUCUGGCCCCAAGGCCACCCUGUGACUGUGACCCACGAGAGAGGGCUGCUGGAUCCCUCUCUUCACCUGCCUUCUGGAAGACUCUGGAAGACUUUCAGAAGAUUGAGCCUGGUGCCAGGAAGCCAAAGGUUACUUUGUAGAACUGACACUAAAUUACCCCGAAGGACUGAGGUGCUUUGUGUACUUACCCCCGACUCCUCCCUACUUUUUAAGAUAAAGAGUGAUACUGUAUUUUG
This is a messenger RNA of Rhinolophus ferrumequinum (greater horseshoe bat), 2545 nucleotides long. RefSeq names its product nuclear RNA export factor 1 (gene NXF1). Lineage: Eukaryota; Metazoa; Chordata; Mammalia; Chiroptera; Rhinolophidae. Gene Ontology annotation, cellular component: cytoplasm; nucleus. The transcript is spliced from 21 exons. Gene Ontology annotation, biological process: poly(A)+ mRNA export from nucleus. The record is from RefSeq and is a predicted model, not a curated record. Bases 368 to 2224 code for a protein of 618 amino acids. Gene Ontology annotation, molecular function: protein binding; RNA binding.